Molecule: messenger RNA, 4190 nt
Organism: Ictalurus furcatus (blue catfish)
Lineage: Eukaryota; Metazoa; Chordata; Actinopteri; Siluriformes; Ictaluridae
Gene: dse
Product: dermatan sulfate epimerase
Exons: 6
Coding region: 211-3018 (935 amino acids)
Molecular function (GO): chondroitin-glucuronate 5-epimerase activity
Source: RefSeq, a predicted model, not a curated record
AGAUGGUUAUAAACCCGGUUACCGAGAGCUCAGUGAUGCGCGCGGAUGCUUGAAGUAGUGGUUAGUGUUUACCCGGAAGUUAUUUAUUGACACACACUGCUUUUCUUCAAUGUGUGUCUGUAUAAUGGAAUUCCGUGCGGCGCGUGCUGGCGUUUCAUCUGAGCACUUCCGGAGAGAAACAUGACAUCACUCUGACAUCACGCUGAUGUCAUGAUGAGCUCAUACACACGCGGUGCCCCCACAGUGUUCUUCAUAAGUGCUGUGUGUGUGUUGGCACGGAGCGACUGGGAGCCAAGCGGUGGUGAAGUGCCCUUUAUCGGCGGACGCUACUUUGGGCACCCAAUGCUGUAUUUUGGGCGGGAGGCGGUGCCUGAGCUGCGAGGGGCGGCACUGAGCACUCACGCUGAACUGGCUCAGCAGAUAUGGCGUGCUGGUGAGGACAUGCUUGCAAACCCCGCCCAGUUCCUCCCACCACGAGACCCUGACGAAUUCUCCGCCCGCUGGAACGAAAUCUACGGGAACAACCUGAGUGUGUUAGCACUGUUCUGUCUGCUUUACCCACAGCGCACUGGGGCGCUCAGUCUGGCUCGCGAGUACAUGGACCGGAUGGCUGCACAGCCCAGCUGGCUGGUGAAGGAUGCUCCAUGGGACGAGGUUCCGAUGGCUCACUCUCUGGUGGGUUUUGCAACGGCAUAUGACUUCCUGUUUGAGUUCCUGAGUGAGGUGGAGCAGGAACGUUACCUGCAAGUGCUGGGAAACACCUCCCUCUACAUGUAUGACAAAUCACUGCAGAGGGGGUGGAGCUUCCAGUUCCUCCACAACCACCAACCAACCAACUGCGUCGCCCUGCUGACCGCCUCCCUCAUUCUGCUCAACCAGGGCUGUCUACAGGAGGCCUAUGUGUUUGUUCAGCAGGUGAUGGCGAUUAUGGAGAAGGCGCUGGUCAUGCUGCGUUCCGUGGUGGACGGUUCUCUGUAUGAAGGUGUUGCGUAUGGAACCUACAGCACGCGUUCUCUGUUCCAGUACAUCUUCCUGCUGCAGAGACACUUCAACAUCUCACACUUCACACACCCCUGGCUCCUCAAACAUUUCGACUUCCUCUACAGGACACUGCUGCCAGGUUUCCGGAGGAAUGUUGCCAUCGGUGACUCAAACUACAACUGGUUUUACGGCCCAGAGAGUCAGCUGGGGUUCCUUGAUCGCUACAUCCUGAGGAAUGGCCACGCUAACUUCCUGGCUGAACAGAUACGACACCACCGCGUGCAGGACGGACCGGGACAGCCAUCACGGGGACAGAAGUGGUGUACAUUACACACCGAGUUCAUCUGGUAUGAUCCUGGUGUCAAAGCCACGCCCCCUCCAGAUUUUGGAAUGCCGCGUCUGCACUAUUUUGAGGACUGGGGCGUGGUGACGUAUGGAGGCGGUCUGCCUGCAGGGACGAAUCAUUCUUUCCUGUCAUUUAAGUCAGGGAAACUGGGUGGCCGCGCCAUCUUCGACAUCGUGCACCAGCGGCGCUACAGCCAGUGGAUCCGCGGCUGGAAGAAUUUCAAUGCCGGACAUGAGCAUCCUGACCAGAACUCGUUCACCUUCGCACCCAGAGGUUUCCCCUUCAUCACUGAGGCGUUAUAUGGCCCCAAGUACACACUCCUCAACAACGCCGUUCUGUUCGCCUCCUCCAACGACCGUGCCUGCUUCUCACCCUGGGAAGGUCAGGUGACUGAGACGUGUGACUCCAAGUGGUCAAAGUAUAAGUACGGUGCUGCAGCAGACUGCGAGGGUCGUGUGGAGGCGGCGCUAGAGCGUCACGGUAUUGUGUUUAUCCGUGGUGAGGGACGGGCAGCAUACAGCCCAGCACUCAAGAUCAAGAACUUGCAGAGAAACCUUGUCCUUCUCCAACCUGACCUUCUGCUGCUCCUGGACCACGUGCACCUGGACGCCGAAAGCCCUGCCCACAGCAUCAGUGCCUUCUUCCACAACACAGACUUCCCCUUCCAGCACACCAUGGCGAGAGAUGGCGUCCACGGUGCCUUUGUCCAGCACGGACAGGACAAGUACACCAUGAUGUGGAGGGACGACACGGGCUACAGCGGGGAAGCUGAUACAGCAUACUGGACAUACCCAAACGGCUACCCUUACAACGGCUCUCACUAUGUUAACGUGACUAUGUCGCUCCGCUUCCCGCACACCCGCAUUGCCUAUGUGUUCUUUGGCCCGGAUAUCGAUGUUCUCAGCUUCAGCCUGCGUGGAGACUCGGAGAGGAUCGAUGUCCACCUGACCACACGAGACCAUACCUUCACCAUCCACGUCCUGACAUCAGAGAACCCCAGCAAACCCCUGUUUGCCAUGGUGCUGAAGGACAAAUUGGAGAAGAUAGUGUUUGAGCGGGUGGCGGCGGUGCAGGAGCGCCCCCUGGAAGAGGUGCAGGACUACGUUAACCUGGUGGAGCAAAACCUCCGGCGCAUCAAACCCAUCUUCCAGCAGCUAGAGCCCCGUGUAAAGACGCGCAUCCUCAAUGCUGAGGGAUUCCACAAAAUCAGAGAACGACUUAAGAAGACCUCGGAAAAGAGGAGGAAGAUGAAGAAGAAGGUGGCAGCAGCUGUGGAGAAGAUGUUCUCAGUUACUAAGAAGCCGGGAAAAGUGAAGGGAUCAAAGAAAGCGACUGGAAAUCGCUUGAAUGAAGCCGGAGAGAAGCAGCAGGGAGCGCAGAGGCGAGAGAGAAACAGUGAUGAUGGAGAUGCACACAGGGGCAAGAAGGCCAGGGUCAUAAAAGGACCCGUGUUUAAAGAAGUCUACACUGCAGCGGCCGAGGGCGGGACCAAAGCAUCCAUCUCUGUCUCCUACAUACGUUUGUUCCUGGUUCUGAACAUCGGAGCCUUCUUCCUGCUGCUGGCGGUUCUGCUCACACAACUGCAGCGAGCGCCGAGUCUCCACACACAGCGCUGUAUCUACUGCGUCCUGCUGCUCGACAGCUUCAUCCUGCUUGGCCUCUACUCAUCCUGCUCACAUGGACACUGCUGACAUCGCCACUAGGAGACGUUUCUCCAGAUAGUGAUGACAUCAUCAGUGUGGGACAGAGAGAAGGCAGUAGUACGGUGUGGGGCAGUAGUACAGUGCAUCCAGAAAGUAUUCACAGCGCGUCACCUUUUCCACAUUUUGUUAUGUUACAGCCUUAUUCCAAAAUGGAUUCAAUUCAUUAUUUUCCUCAAAAUUCUAAAAACAAUGCCCCAUAAUGACAACGUGAAAGAAGUUUGUUUGAAAUAUUUGCAAAUUUAUUAAAAAUAAAAAACAAAAAAGCACAUGUACAUAAGUAUUCACAGCCUUUGCUCAAUACUUUGUUGACGCACCUUUGGCACCGAUUACAGCCUCAAGUCUUUUUGAGAAUGAUGCUACAAGCUUGGCACACCUAUUUCUGGGCAGUUUCUCCCAUUCUUCUUUGCAGGACCUCUCAAGCUCCAUCAGAUUGGAUGUGGAGCGUCGGUGCACAGCCAAUUUCAGAUCUCUACAGAGAUCGCCAGCUCUAGGAAGAGUCCUGCUGGUUCCAGACUUCUUCCAUUUACGGAUGAUGGAGGCCACUGUGCUCAUUGGGACCUUCAGUGCUGCAGAAAUGUUUCUGUACCCUUCCCCAGAUCUGUGCCUCGAUACAAUCCUAUCUCGGCGGUCUCCAGACAGUUUCUUGGACUUCAUGGCUUGGUUUGUGUUCUGACGUGCAGUGUUAACUGUGGGACCUUAUAUAGACAGGUGUGUGCCUUUCCAAAUCAUGCCCAAUCAACUGAAUUUACCACAGGUGGACUCCAAUCACGUUGUAGAAACAUCUGAAGGAUGAUCAGUGGAAACAGGAUGCACCUGAGCUCAAUUUUGAGUGUCAUGGCAAAGGGUGUGAAUACUUCUGUACAUGUGCUUUUUUUGUUUUUUAUUUUUAAUAAAUUUGCAAAUAUUUCAAACAAACUUCUUUCACGUUGUCAUUAUGGGGUAUUGUUUGUAGAAUUUUGAGGAAAAUAAUGAAUUGAAUCCAUUUUGGAAUAAGACUGUAACAUAACACAAUGUGGAAAAGGUGACGCGCUGUGAAUACUUUCCGGAUGCACUGUAAGUGAUGAACAGUGUCUGAAUGUACAUUAUAAAUAUAAAUUUAUACAUGUGUGUAUAUUUUUGGUUAUUUUGUAAUCUUUGCAAUUAAAAAGCAGAUGCAGAAA